AUGAAGACCCACUUGAAUUGGUUUGAGUUCUCAGAAGAGUGCAAAAUCAGAUUUGGACCCCCGAUGAGCAUGAACCCGUUAGGCGAGUUAACUCGAUUAAGGCAAACAGGUACAGUAGAGGAUUAUUGUGAAGGCUUUGAGUUGCUGUUAGGGCGAACGACGGGUGUGACUCCGGAGCAAAGCAUUUGGCAUUUUUGUGCAGGUUUGACUAAUGCUAUCCGUUAUGAAGUAGAGUUUGCUAGACCCAUCACACUAUACUAUGCUAUGAGCCUGUCCAGACAGAUUGAGUUCAAACUUGCGGAGGAGGGACAACCAAGGAGUUUUGAAGAGCCUCUAUUAGCUGGGAAUCAACCCUCGACAGGAAGCAAAAACCAAGAAUCAACAGGUGGUGGAGCCGGAACAGUGAAAUCUGAAGUGCGGAACCCGGCUUUGAAACGACUUACAGCUACAGAGAUGGCAGAAAGGCGAGCAAAAGGAUUAUGCUUUAACUGUGAUGAGAUGUUCUCGAUUGGCCAUAAGUGUGCGAAACUAUUUGGUAUCAUGUUGGAGGAUGAAGAAGAUGUUACUUGGGAUGAUCGUGCUGUUUUUACCAACACGUACCCAUGUUUUGAGCUUGCGGACAAGCUCAAUGCAAAGGAAGGGAGUAAUGUUAUGAAUCAUACUUGA
Lactuca saligna is the source of this 666-nucleotide messenger RNA. The record is from the annotation of a GenBank genome assembly. Lineage: Eukaryota; Viridiplantae; Streptophyta; Magnoliopsida; Asterales; Asteraceae.